Messenger RNA from Pelmatolapia mariae (spotted tilapia), 3966 nucleotides. RefSeq names its product coiled-coil domain containing 71 (gene ccdc71). The transcript is spliced from 3 exons. The record is from RefSeq and is a predicted model, not a curated record. Lineage: Eukaryota; Metazoa; Chordata; Actinopteri; Cichliformes; Cichlidae. The coding region runs from base 205 to 1278 and encodes 357 amino acids.
GCUGUUGUUGCAGCCAUUUUACCGUGGAGCGUCGGCAGGCACAGCGACCACCGGAGGAUGCCGAGGGAGCACCGUUAAAAGGACCAAUUUGGGAGAAAAGGCAAAAGCCCCCCGGACAACAUAGCCCCUGGGAUCCCUGGGACACACAAACCCCUCCACCACGAUAAGGUAGCGAUUCACGGAGAGGGUUUAAGAAUUCAAGUCAUGGCUUAUGAGGCACAAUGUUCCACGGUCGGCCGGCCAUUGGCGUUUGCUAAUGAAGAGCGGAGGGCUGUUCAUUCCUGGUCCCGGAUCUCGUCAGCAGGACAUAAUGUUCUCCUAGAUGCUUUGAAGAUUCUCAGCCCAAUGUCCCGUGACCUUUCAAGCACUGAGGAGCUUGUCGCCUUCCUGCAGGAGCUAAGUGAGGAGGGUCACAAGCCCACUGUGCUUCGCAGCAAGGAUGUGUAUGACUACCGGUCGUGCACAAGCCAACCCCUGACUGAGGACAUGCUGAGACCACCAAACAGGAAUGUCAAACCCACAGCUAAGAGGCGGAGGAGAAGGCCUCUGACCAAGAAGAGGGAAGUUCACCCAUCCUGGAACACCUCUGAGAGGAGCAACCCCAGGAUUCAAGGCAUUCGCCCUCCAGAACCAUUGGUGGACCAUCGCAUCAUCGUUUGUAGCAGGACACCCAGUCGGAUUGUGGCAAAUUCAAAUGUGGACAUGCAGCCGUGCCUCAGACUGACCAGUAUUGAAGGUCUAUCUGGCUUCCACACAGCCAGACUCCAGAUCCACACUACUCCACACUCAUCCUCUGAGGUGGCCUCUAGUGGCUUUUUACAGCAACAGUACCCGCCAGCGAUUUCAGGAAUACCUUCUCAGCCUUCUCAGAACGGUGGCGGGGCACCCACCAAAGCUGUGGCCUUGUUCAGCCAGAAGACUCUGUCCUGCCCUAUCCGACUAGAUGGUGCUCUAAUUGGAGACUCUGCACCGGUUUUGUAUGCUAAUGGUCGGGCGUUCCCACAGACUGACACAGAGCUGACCAGCAACGGCUGGAGGAGCAAUGGGCUCCAUAGAGACGUUCAUGGCCCCAAGGAUCUGAACAACCCAACCCGGCAGAGAAAUAGUUGGAAGGACAAGAAAAGUUUUAGAGGGAAAGUGAUAAAGGUAGAUGACUCUCGGUCUGUGGAAGAGGCCUGCAGAAAAGCGCAGAAGAUUCUACAGGUCAACCUCUCCCCAGUGAUUCAGAUCCAACCUCUCAACCAUGUGCUGAGAGGCUUCAGAUACCAGAACAAGUGACAAUUCCUGUUUCUUUUAGCAGAUUUUAGUGUUUUACAGUAGCCUCCACCGGGAGGUAUCCGGUGUUGAAGAUGGACAAGAUGUUGGUCUGUUUGUGGAACUGCUGGUUCCUGAUGGAGACAUCUGGCAUUUAAAGGCAUUUGAAGUUAGGUGGUGUUUUCCUAGCAGGCUGGGAAAUGACUAUUGGCAAAUGCUGGUACAUUUUCACUGUUGAUGGUUGUUUAUGCUACGCAACACUUCAACCAAACAUCCUUCUUUGCUUUGAGUUGUUUGGGACAUAAGUGAGCUUGUACCAGAAUCAGCACCUUUAACGAUGUGUUGGGUGUAGAGUAUUUAAACUCAUUUGAAGUAGAGCGCCAUUUUUUUUUUUUUUUUUUUUUUUUAUAAAGGUUGUUUCGUCUUUCUUUUUUGUUUCCAACUUGCUAUGUCACGCUGCAACACCACUUGAAAGAAGGAAAAAAGUGAAGCUAGUGCUGGGACAACCACCGCUGUUUAAUUUCUAUAAAUAAACUAAAUUAAAGGAGGGGAAUUGUCUUCCUUCUGUGAAGUUUUUGUUUCUGCUGGAAAUCAGGAAGUCGUUCUGUGCAUGAGUACAGCAUUGAACCAAACAUUUAAAACUGGAGUCCAUCACAAAGUGUUCCUUAGGUUUAGAGAAUCAGUAAACAAAAAUAAAAUGACCAUUAAAUCUUUAAAUAAUCUUAAAAUGACAAAAUAUGAAUUGGUGGAAGAAAAUGAGUAUGGAAGAGUUCUCAGGUCUUGUUAUCAGUCUUUUUGAAGGUUCAAAGUUUAUUCUAGCUUUGCAUGGUUCACAGUUCAAAAUAAUAAAAAUAAUAGUUAUUUAUUACACUGAGCAUUUGUGCAUCUGAAACCAGCCGGUUUAGCUAGAUGGUUUGUAAGCCAUCUUUCUUCUGAUUGGCUGCCCUUAACAUAGUUGGCAAAACUAUUACCCACUCACAUCUAACUUACUGUGAUAACAGCCAAAGCUGGGUUGGAGAUGGCCAUAUAAGGACAUCCUCUCUCACUUACAUCACACAAAGCCAAGAGUAGAAUCAUCUUGGUGCACUGGGAUUAAAUAAAGGGAUUUUUUUUUUUUGAAUGUUUGAUCAGGUUAAAUUGAGCAUGUAAUGGUGUAUACCUAUGAUAGCAAAUGAGGAAAAGCAUAAUAAUUCCACGGAUUUCUGAGACUAAAAAAAAGCUUAAAUCUCAAUAAUUUCUCAUGUUUUCUAAAUUUAAAACCCAGGUUAUACAACUUGAUUUAUAAUUUGUAAUUAAUAAUUUCAUUUCCUCUACUUCAUAGUGCGUGGCUCUGGUUUAUACCCAUGAGUUAAAACUAUUUCACAUGAGGGGAAAAAAAGAAGAAAUAUCCAAUGCAUGUACUCAGGAUCAGCUGCUGCUCAAGUUUCCUGUUUUCCAGUACCUAACAGGCAGAAAACAGAGAGGAGUCCUGAUGGAACACAUUUGUUUGGCUGAGUUGGAGACAUUUGUGGUGGAAUCUGUUUACUUUAGUGGCAGGGCAGUUUGUUUCCUGUCCAGCGUCACAACAAAGUUUGAUCUACUACCAGAACUCAUUUGUUCUGUAUUUUGUUGAGCUGAAUUUGCCCAAUUAAUGAUUUUUUUUUUUUUUUUUUUUUUAACUUCCCAGCUUUGAUUUGAGUGAUGUCGCCCACCUUCUGACUAAACAAAAUGCACUUUGACAGUGUGCCAGUGUUUUACUGUCACCUGUUCCUGACAUGGAAGUCUUUAAUGUUCUUUUCCGCUGCUUCAUUUAGAAGAUAUCUGAAAAUCUGAUUUCUUUUAACUCCACACUGGUUUCCUCUACAGGUGCUAAUCUUCCAAAGGUGGUGCUGAACAAAAAGAUUAGCGCAACAUAGUUUCUCUUCUUCUUAGUCAACUUGAUGCAUUUAAGAGCAGGAACUUCCUGUUGAGGGAUUGAUAGUUCGUCUGCCGGUUGGGAUGAGCACGCCAAACCGCCUUUUGUGCUUUCCAAAGGGUUUCUACUGUGAGCAAGUAAGGAAUCUGUUUUCAUGUUAGUUGUGACAAACAUCUGUAUUUCCCUCCAGAAAUCCACAUUCCACUAGACAAAUAUUGUUGCGUGCCAACUUUCAGAAAAAUCAGUUUGAUAUACAUAAAAGAUCUUAAAGUCAGUCUCCAUAGAUUUUCUGAAGCUUUUAGUGAACGCAAGACCAUUAAAUGAAGCUCUAAAUCCAGAAAAUGGAACUUAAAUUCCACUGUCUGCCUGUACAAUCCCAAGAAAAAAGACAAAUUUAAUCUCCAGCUCAGUAAAUAAUGCCAGUCUUUGGAUUUCCAAAACACUGAUGUUCAAAUGCUGUUUUCUUAUGUGGGAUCUGUAGCAGAAAGAACACAUUAAAUUUGAUGAUUGAUCUAGAAAUUUGUAAUUUAGGUUACGAAGUAAGAUUGAUGAAUUGGAAACAUCCCCACAUUGUUUGAACUGAGACCACAUCUGCUGUUUGGCGUCUGUCUUUACAGAUUACCCACAUCUGUCCUGGUGAACUUUUUUUUCUGGGAGUCUCAGUUUUGUUGUACCCCCUUGCAAUUGGUCUGUCUUGCUCAUGCCCUUUUCUAGAUCUGCUUUCUGUUAGUCUUGUUUGUGCAACACUUGUAUAAUAUUGUAUUUCCUACAUGAACUUUGAAAAAUGUUUUUGUUCAAUAAAACUGAUCUAAAAUGUA